Molecule: messenger RNA, 1097 nt
Organism: Orbicella faveolata
Lineage: Eukaryota; Metazoa; Cnidaria; Anthozoa; Scleractinia; Merulinidae
Product: tachylectin-2-like
Source: RefSeq, a predicted model, not a curated record
GCAUUUGACGUGAAUUACCUGCCGCUUUACAUAAGCCUGGGAGAACUUCAGAUUGAGCUUCCACUGUUUUCCGCUUCACAGUUCAACAAAUUUAAAGAUCAGUGAUGGACAUCAAGUUUCAUCUGUUCCUUUUGCUGAGUGUUUUCGCGACCAUUGCCAGCACCGGGAACAAACGUCAGGAUCUCUUCGGAGUCGUGAAUAAUGGUAAAUUUUACAAGCGACAUCCUCCUCAACAUUCACAUGACAACUGGCUCGGAACAGCUAAACUGAUCGGAAGAACGGGCUGGACCAAUUUUAAGCACUUGUUCUUCCACCCGGACGGUACCUUGUAUGGUGUGUGGGGUAACAAGUUCUACAAAGCACCACCUCCGACCUCUGCGUCUCAGAAUUGGAUCGCUAGAGCGACGCUUGUCGGCGCCGGGGGAUGGCAAGUCUUCAAGUUCCUGUUCUUUGAUCCCAAUGGGGUUCUGUACGGGGUAACAGGUGGCAAGCUGUACAGGCGAAGUCCCCCAACACACAGCCUGGACAACUGGCUUGGAUCCGCUACACUGGUGGGAACUGGUGGCUGGAGCGUCUUCAAAUUCCUCUUCUUCGAUCCCCAAGGGAUUCUGCACGGCGUCGAAAAUGGCAAGUUUCAUAAGAGGCAUCCUCCCGUUUAUGCACAUGACAACUGGCUGGGAACAUCCACUCUCGUUGGCACCGCAGGAUGGAGCAGUUUUCAGCAGCUUUUCUUCAUGGCGGAUGGUCAGUUGUAUGGCGUUCACAAUGGCAAGUUCUACAAGCGUUCACCUCCAGCUCAUCACUUAGACAACUGGCUGGGUUCUGCGAAGUUGAUUGGCUCAGGUGGCUGGUCCGUGUUUAAAUUCCUGAUGGCUCCUCUGAAGUGAGGGACAGUCGUCAUGGUAGCAAAGAAGUCCGUUGCAUUGGAAGCAUUGUGGUCCCACAGUAGGACCAUUCCUGAUUACUUCCAACUGUAGGAUUAAAAUUUAGUCUAAACCAUGAGAUGAAAUGUAAGGGCCGAUGGAUGAAACCAAAUUUUUCGUCCUUCGAUUGAUGUAAUAAUCACUAAGCGAAAAUAAAGGGGCAUUAAAGAACAA